Messenger RNA from Camellia sinensis, 2798 nucleotides. Its product is annotated as DHHC-type zinc finger family protein. Lineage: Eukaryota; Viridiplantae; Streptophyta; Magnoliopsida; Ericales; Theaceae. Gene Ontology annotation, cellular component: endoplasmic reticulum; Golgi apparatus. Gene Ontology annotation, molecular function: protein-cysteine S-palmitoyltransferase activity. The record is from RefSeq and is a predicted model, not a curated record. Gene Ontology annotation, biological process: peptidyl-L-cysteine S-palmitoylation; protein targeting to membrane.
CGAACCCAGAUUUUCUUCCCUCUGUAAAAGGUUUUACAAGAAACAAGAAAAAAACCAAUUCAUUUCAACCCCAAAAUCCCUUCUUUCUCUCUCCCUCUCUGUCUCAUCACUACCUUCCAUGACAUGGGCUGGGUGGGUUAUGAUUGAGUGAAGCAGACAAAGCUUCCUAAACAUUGUCCCCAUCUCUCCUCUUCCUUCUCUCCACAAGGGCACACAACCCACUGGGUGGCCCACUACCAGUCAUAUCUUUCUUCCCCCCUCCUCUUAAGCUCUUUCAUUUUGAUGUUUUUUUCUCAAAUUUUCCCUGAAAAUGUGGGAAAGUGAGACAAAAUUAAAUUAAAUUUUAGAAAGGACAGUGACCCAAUUUAUUCCUUUUCCUCUUCUUGCCCCAGCCAUUUUCUUGCUAUUAUUUUGGUUGCAACACUCUCAGAAAAUGAGGAAGCAUGGAUGGCAGCUCCCUUACCAUCCCCUCCAGGUGGUAGCUGUUGCUGUGUUUGUGGCAUUGGGGUUUGCUUUCUAUGUAUUCUUUGCUCCUUUUGUUGGGAAAAAAUUGUUCCAGUAUAUUGCAAUCGGCCUCUACACUCCUCUUAUUAUAUGUGUGUUCAGCCUAUAUAUUUGGUGUGCAGCAGCUGAUCCUGCUGAUCCCGGAGUCUUCAAGUCGAAAAAGUAUCUUAAGAUUCCUGACAGCAAAAAGCAUGCUCGGCUCGAGGAAUCUAAACUAGGUGGGGAAUCAACUUCAUCGAUACAGGAUGCAACUGCUACAACAAUUGGGGGGAAAUCUUUGGAUAAAAACACAAAGGAUAUGGAUACAACAGCAGAAGAUUAUGCUAAUGAAAUUGAGACUAAAAAUGCAUCAUCACAAUAUCCAUCUGGUUUUAUGGCUCUGUUCGCUUUUCUUCCUUGUGCUUUUAUGUGCAACUGCUCAAGCCCACAUGAAGAAUCUUCUGAGCAACAACUGAGUGAAGAUGGCAUGUUCUACUGCAGUUUGUGUGAAGUAGAGGUUUUCAAGUACAGCAAGCAUUGUAGAGUUUGUGAUAAAUGCGUAGACCGAUUUGAUCAUCACUGCAGGUGGCUCAACAAUUGUAUAGGCAGAAGGAACUACCGGCAAUUUUUUACUCUCAUGGUUUCUGCCCUUGUCUUGCUUAUACUUCAAUGGUCAACUGGAAUCAUUGUACUAAUCUGCUGUUUUCUUGAGCGGAAGAGUUUCUCUGUGGAUGUCACUACCAAGUUGGGAAGCAGUUUCACUGUGGUACCCUUUGUUAUUGUGGUGGUUGUGUGCACCAUUUUGGCUAUGAUUGCCACUCUGCCACUCACUCAGCUUUUCUUCUUUCACAUUCUUCUCAUAAAGAAGGGUAUCAGCACAUAUGAUUAUAUCAUAGCCUUGAGAGAGCAAGAGCAGCAAGGGGUUGGAGGUCAGCAAAGUCCUCAGUUGUCACCUGCCAGCUCUCUCACUGGGUUAAGCAGUGCAAGUUCCUUCAAUACUUUCCACCGAGGUGCUGGCUCGUGGUGUACACCUCCACGCAUGUUUCUUGAAGAUCAGUUUGACGUGUUUCCACCAGACACUGGAUCUGUGAGUUCAUUAGGUAAAAAGAUGGUCAGUGAUGAGACAAUCAAGAAAAAGAAUACUGCAGCUGUGAAGAUCAGUCCGUGGACACUAGCACGCCUAAAUGCAGAAGAGGUUUCAAAAGUUGCCGCGGAGGCAAGAAAAAGAUCGAAAAUACUUCAGCCUGUUGUGAGACGGGAACCUCCUUUUGGCCUAGAAACAGAUAGCAGCUUUGGCAGCAGUGGUCGCCGAUUGGCCCCAAAACCCGACAACAACAAUAGUCGAAGGCGAGCUAGUAAGCGAGUUCGCCUCCCAGCAGAAUUAAUACCCCUUCAAACCCUUUCAAAUGUUUCAGCUAAAGCUGCUGAAAGCAAUGUGAAUGAUCUCAUCACUGAGACAUCAACCAGUUUGGCCCCUCUACAGCUUGAGGCCCGGAGUGCUUUCCGAACUAGUCGAGCUAUGUCAAGCACAACUGGCAUUGUUGCUUCAUCUCCAGAGAGCAGUUUGGACUCCCCUGAUCUCCACCCAUUCGGGGUCUCCUCAUCAGGCACUGAAGAGGUACAGAGGCUCACAGGCCUAUCUGUUGCUGGUGUUGUGACUCAGAAAGAAACACCUCUGUCAAGGUCAACAAGUGAUGGGUAUGAAGCAUCUGGUGGGGAAGAUAGUGACAGAGUUCCUUCAAGGAUUGUGCAGAGGACGACAAACUGGAGUAAUCUCUUCAGCUCUGACCGGGAUGAGAGGUUGGUUAGAUUGAAGGCAUCAACUCCCUCCUCUAGCCAGGCUAACAAUAGAAAUCUUUGAACAAUAGAAGUUUUUAUCGAAUUGGGUUGCUUUGAUUUGAUUCUCUAUCAGGCGGGAGACAAUUAAGAUUUUUUCAUUUGUUGGAGAAAGAUUGUUCUUGUUCAAGCGCUACCGACCUGAUUACAUUGGCAAUUAGGUUUGAGAUCUUGUUGGAAACAAAGGUUGUUCGGAGAAGGCAGGAAAGUUUUAGUGGAAGGUAAUGUAAUUUUGUUUUGAUUGCAGCCUCUGUUCUUCAUUUGCUGCCCCAGAUAAGGACGUCGGAUUAAAUCUGUUUUCUGUACAGAAAAGCUCAAUUUCUCCUCUGUUUAGGUUUUUUAGUUGAAGUAUUAUCUUUUCAGCAGAAAACCCAUAAAACUAGUCUUUUGUAAUCUUUCUCUUAAUGAUCUAUGCCGCUGACGUUGUUCUGUUCUGCUAAGUGUAAUUUUGUAUUGAAAUGUUUAUUCUGUGUUUUUUC